AUGGCUCCGGUGUCGGCACUCGCCAAGUAUAAGCUGGUGUUUCUGGGAGAUCAAUCAGUGGGAAAGACGAGCAUCAUCACUCGAUUCAUGUACGACAAAUUCGACAACACUUACCAGGCCACAAUUGGUAUUGAUUUUCUAUCAAAGACAAUGUACCUUGAAGACCGAACUGUCAGACUGCAGCUAUGGGAUACAGCUGGGCAAGAGAGAUUCAGGAGUCUUAUUCCGAGUUAUAUCAGGGAUUCUUCUGUUGCUGUUAUUGUCUAUGAUGUUGCAAGUAGGCAAUCCUUCCUAAACACUACUAAGUGGAUCGAUGAGGUUAGGACAGAGCGUGGUAGUGAUGUUAUAGUUGUACUCGUUGGAAAUAAAACCGACCUUGUGGACAAAAGGCAAGUAUCAAUAGAGGAAGCAGAAGCUAAAGCUCGUGAGGUUAAUGUAAUGUUUAUCGAAACCAGUGCCAAAGCAGGCUUCAACAUUAAGGCACUUUUCCGUAAGAUAGCAGCAGCAUUGCCAGGAAUGGAAACACUGUCUUCGACAAAGCAAGAGGACAUGGUUGAUGUGAAUCUCAAGUCUUCCAAUGCAAAUGCAUCUUUGGCUCAGCAGCAAUCAGGUGGAUGCUCUUGUUAG
Molecule: messenger RNA, 627 nt
Organism: Eruca vesicaria subsp. sativa (arugula)
Lineage: Eukaryota; Viridiplantae; Streptophyta; Magnoliopsida; Brassicales; Brassicaceae
Source: the annotation of a GenBank genome assembly